Messenger RNA from Ornithodoros turicata, 1747 nucleotides. RefSeq names its product cysteine and glycine-rich protein 1-like. Bases 137 to 736 code for a protein of 199 amino acids. The transcript has 6 exons. Lineage: Eukaryota; Metazoa; Arthropoda; Arachnida; Ixodida; Argasidae. Gene Ontology annotation, molecular function: actinin binding; structural constituent of muscle. Gene Ontology annotation, biological process: muscle tissue development; sarcomere organization. The record is from RefSeq and is a predicted model, not a curated record. Gene Ontology annotation, cellular component: cytoplasm; Z disc; nucleus.
GAAAGAGAAACGAGAAACCCGUUGCGCGGCAAAUGCAACGAGUGGGAAGUUCGAGAGGGUCGUCUUGAGCUUUUUGGUUAUUAUUCUCACCGAGGACCCGAGUGGUGGAAGAGUGACAGUAUAAAGAACAGACAUCAUGCCUGGAAUAUGUCCACGUUGCAACACUUCCGUCUUCUUCAAUGAGGAGAAGAUCGCCAUCGGAAAGCACUGGCACAUCAAGUGCUUCUCCUGCGCAAACCCUGACUGUCACAGAAAGUUGGACAGCAGCAACCUGACAGAGCACGAAAGUAACAUCUACUGCCGGUCGUGUUACGGAAAGUUGUUCGGCCCAAAGGGUUAUGGCUACGGUGGUGGCGCUGGUGUGCUCUCCAUGGAUACCGGCGAUAAAUACAGGCAUGGACCACCCACAUCAAAUAUCCCAGCAACAGCGCAAGCUCACGUGGCGCCGCGGAACGGAGCGGUAAAACCAGUAACAGCUCCACAGCCACGUUGGGGAGGAGCAGACAUCUGUCCUCGUUGCAAAAAGGCUGUCUACAUGGCAGAAAAGAAGAUGGGAGGAGGAGCUGCGUGGCACAUUUCCUGCUUCACCUGCCAGGCAUGCAACAAGAGAUUAGAGUCUACAAUUCUCUGUGAAAGGGAAGGAGAUAUCUACUGCAAAACUUGCUAUGGCAAAAACUUUGGGCCCAAGGGAUAUGGCUUCGGCAUUGGACCCGGCGUUCUUCAGGUGGCACCCUGAGUUAUCGUGUCAAGAAAUUUCUGAACCACAUUCUUUGUUCAGAGAUUCACAAUUUUCCUUCUCUUUCAUCAUCCCCAUAGGAGAUGUUGCCUUUUUGUCUCCUCAACUACUUCCUGCAGUAAAACACAUAAAAAGUACAAGCACAUAACUGUGCCUCAACAUGGGGUCACUUCACUCAAACAUUUCAGUAGCAUUCCCUCUUUUUUUAAAUUAUUGUUACUACUUAACAGCUGCUAAUGGGACCAACAGCAGAUGAGUUACAAUCUGCACCAUUUAAAGAGCAAUAACAAAUAUAUUUUGUAAUAUAUACCUUUGCUACAUAAUAUACAUUCACAUACUGUAGAACCAUUUCAAAAGCAGGAGUUUGUACGCUCCUAACUUUAUAUUGUGCCUUCGAAUGCAGCUACAUACAGCUUUACGUCCUUCAUUGCUCCAGAUGAGAAUACCGGGCAUGACUUCUGAAAGCUCCGUUGUACAGUGCUGCUGCAAAAGUGCAGUCCACAUGAACUAUGUCACUGUACAUGAAGAAUGUUAUGCACCACAUUACCAUUACCUGCACAUUCACAAACCUGUAGGUCGCAGAAUGUUCAGAAAUUAAUUGUCCCGCUUUGGCCGUGGCUAAAUGAAGAUCGGUGUGUCAUGAGCAUUGUCUAUUUAUUAACCAUAAUUAAUUAGGGUUGUACCGCUUAACCACUAGUUUACUAGUAUGUUUUCCUGUACGUGUUAAACUUUUGUUUUUAUUCCUCGUCUUUGGUAGCAAUAUAUACACAAUGACAGCAUCAAAUACUUGAGAUAUGUUAACCAGACUGUUACUGCUCACUGCUUCGUGAACUGUGUAACCAAAGAACAUAUAGCAGCCUAUUACGCAUUUGUAUAUUAGCAGGUCUUCCACGUUUGCAAGAAAUAUUGGCAACGUGGUAUCGCCAACUGUAGAUUCACUUUGUUGUAAUCUUGGUUUUUUUAUUUUAAAUUGCAUUUGUAUUGUACAAUAAACAUUUCCAACAAAAUCUA